This is a messenger RNA of Xyrauchen texanus (razorback sucker), 5299 nucleotides long. Its product is annotated as lysine-specific demethylase 4B-like. Gene Ontology annotation, molecular function: histone H3K9 demethylase activity. Gene Ontology annotation, cellular component: nucleus. Lineage: Eukaryota; Metazoa; Chordata; Actinopteri; Cypriniformes; Catostomidae. The record is from RefSeq and is a predicted model, not a curated record. Gene Ontology annotation, biological process: chromatin remodeling. The transcript is spliced from 22 exons. The coding region runs from base 138 to 3617 and encodes 1159 amino acids.
GGGCGGAGACAAGGCCCAGCGCUGCUGAUAGACAAUAUCGAGCCUUUGGAUUCGUGAAAACGAACAGAAUCGUGAAGAAAACUGCGAAAAACUAGUCAAUAACGACGCAGAGCGGCAGCUUUAGCUGACUUGCAGUCAUGGACCGGACUUCACCCCCCGACCCGAACCCAGAGGUCACGGCAGAGCCCGAACCUGCAUCAGACGCGACUCUACAAACAGACGUUGCUCAGGAGUCGCCUGUACAACCAAACCUGGAUUCAAAUCUACUGCCAUGCGAGGAACUGCUUGCAGGUCUAGACCAGGAACCAUCUGCAGAACUAGGAGCUCCAGAACUAACCCCAGAGCCGCUGUUCCCAGAACUAAAACUUGAGCCAUCGUUUCCCGAACUUAAACCAGAGCCACCGUUCCCAGAGUCCGUCCCAGCGCCUCCACCAUCAGCAAACUCCUUCUGCAAGAUCAUGACCUUCAGACCCACCAUGGAGGAGUUCCAGGACUUUGGAAAGUACAUUGCAUAUAUAGAGACCCAGGGAGCUCAUCGCGCUGGUCUGGCGAAGGUUAUUCCACCGAAAGAGUGGAAGCCGCGGCGGACCUAUGAAACGAUCGAGGAGAUGGUUAUCCCCGCCCCCAUUAUGCAGGUGGUGACCGGCCAAUCAGGACUCUUCACCCAAUACAACAUCCAGAAGAAGUCCAUGACGGUCGGAGAAUAUCGCAAGCUGGCCAACAGUAAAAAGUACUGCACCCCUCAACACAAGGACUUUGACGACUUGGAAAGGAAAUACUGGAAAAAUCUGACGUUUGUGUCGCCCAUUUACGGUGCCGAUAUCAGCGGGUCCCUCUACGAUCCGGACAUUACGGAGUGGAACAUCGGCCAUCUGAACACUCUUCUGGAUAUGGUGGAACAGGAGUGUGGAAUCGUCAUCGAGGGUGUGAACACUCCUUACCUGUAUUUUGGCAUGUGGAAAACCACUUUCGCCUGGCACACGGAGGACAUGGACCUCUACAGCAUCAACUACCUGCACUUCGGGCAACCCAAGUCCUGGUAUGCGAUUCCUCCCGAGCAUGGCAAGAGGUUGGAGAGACUGGCGCAAGGGUUUUUCCCAGGAAGUUCUCAGGGAUGUGAUGCGUUUCUCCGUCACAAGAUGACACUCCUCUCUCCAUCCAUCCUGAAGAAGUACAGCAUCCCCUUCGACAGAAUCACCCAGGAGGAGGGCGAGUUUAUGAUCACGUUCCCGUAUGGCUAUCAUGCCGGAUUCAACCACGGAUUCAACUGCGCCGAGUCCACGAACUUCGCAACCCUGCGCUGGAUCGACUAUGGCAAGAUGGCCACCCAGUGCUCGUGUCGUAAGGACAUGGUGAAGAUCUCCAUGGACGUGUUUGUGCGCUGCCUGCAGCCGGACCGUUAUGAGCAGUGGAAACAGGGCAAAGACACCACCGCUCUGGACCACCUGAAACCCACGGUCCUCACCAGCCCCGAGCUCGAACACUGGAGGAAAAACAGAGUCACCUUCAGAGAGAAACUCCUGCGCAGAACUCAGGCGAAGGUGAAACAGUUCCGCCGUCUGAAGCCGGAGGAACUGAAGGUUCUGGAGGAGGAGGGAAUCGAGCUGGACAUGACCGAGUACCUGCAUAAGGUGGAGGAGCGAGAGGAGCAGAGGAGGAAACAGCGAGACGAGCGCAUGGCGAGGGAGGCACUCCUCACGCUAGAGGCGCUGGAGAGGGAAGAGCAGGAACAGGCCGAGGCGGCGCUCCGCGGAGCAGGUGAAGAUGGCAAAACAGAUUCCCAGGAUUCACCAGUAAACGGCGAGCAGAAAAAGCGAAAGAAAAAGAAGCCGAAGAUCCCAGAGGACAUGACCUUCCAGCAGGCGUUCGAACAGUUUGCCACAACGAGCAAUCUUCAGAGCCAGAAUAAUGUUGCGGCCGGUCUACAGGCGAAUCCCUUCACAAAGCUGAAGAAGAAGGUGGAGGUGAAGAAGAGCAGAAGACAUCCAUUCAGCAAGCCGCCCAUGCGCUCGCCUCUCUCUAUAGUCAAACAGGAAGCCUCCAGCGAUGAGGAGCUGUACUCUGGGCUGCCAGUUGGUGGCGGUGUGGAACAGGUGGCCAAGAAGACAGAGGAGAGUGAUCUGUGGCAGAACCGCUCACCAAACUUCCUCUCUGAGAAACAGUUCAACACUGCCAUGGCAACCAUUGAGCCCUACUGCGCUGUGUGCAUGCUGUUCUGUCCGUACAAACAGGCUCUUAAGGACCCCUCCAAUGUUUUGGACGCACCCGGGUCGGUCUCUCAGUUUGGGACUCGCACCCGUCCUUUGAUCCCGGAGAUGUGCUUCAGUGCCGGUGCUGAGAACACAGAACCCCUGCCGUCUAAUUCACACAUUGGUGAUGACGGUACCAGCGUUCUUCUGUCCUGCAGUAGCUGCAGUCUGCAAGUCCAUGCAAGUUGUUAUGGCGUUAAUCCCGACACAAAUCCAGAAGGCUGGACGUGUUCUCGUUGUACUGCAGUGGCGUGGACAGCUGCGUGCUGUUUGUGUAGUUUAAGAGGAGGAGCUUUGAAGAAAACUACAGAUGACAGGUGGGUUCAUGUGAUUUGCGCUGUCGCCGUGGCCGAGGUUCGUUUCGUCAACGCUGUGGAACGCGAGCCUGUGGACGUGACUGCCGUCCCCGACAACAGAAAGAGUCUGAAGUGUGUCUACUGCCACAAGACGACCAAACAGAUCCUCGGCGCGUGUAUCCAGUGCUCUUAUGACGACUGUUCCACGUCUUUUCACACCACCUGCGCCCUCCUCGCUGGGGUGGUCAUGAAGCCCGCUGAUUUACCGUACGUGGUGUCCGUCACCUGCCAUAAACACAAACAGACCAAUCAGAGGAUGAAAUACGGGUCUCGCGAUCUGUCUCUGGGUCAAAAGGUCAUCGGCAGGAACAGCAAUGGUUGGUUCUAUCGCUGCAUCAUCACUGGUAUUGGCUCGCAGAGUUUCUAUGAGGUCAACUUCGACGACGGAUCGUACUGUGAUAACGUCUUCCCUGAGAACUUACUGAGUCACGAUUGUCUGCGCAACGGCACUCCAGAGCUCGGAGAGCUGGUGGUUGUGAAGACGAUAGAUGGACGUGUCCUCAAUGCGUCUUUUGUCAAAGAACACGUCCAGAGACUCUACCAGGUGGAGUUUCAGGAUGAGACGCAGCUCUUGCUGAAGCGAAGUGAAAUCCACGCUCUGGAUCAAGAGCUUCCCAAGAGGGUCUUGUCUCGUCUGGUAACUGUGAACCAGCAACCACCUCAGAUCCAGACAUCAGACGAACCCCUGGCUGCAAAACGCCCACGCUUGCCAACCCCGCCACCAACACUAGCCAUUGAGCCUUCGGAGCUACCUCCAGAAUUAGUCACUGCUUUCCUGCCCAAUAGUAUUACUCCAAACACCAGCACUGCCCCCAGCCUGCCCCCCUCUACCCAGCCUACCCCAAUGCCCACCUUAACUGCCCCAGUGCCCAACCAGCCCGCCCCAGCCCCUCAGCCUCUACCCAGUGAAAGCUACAGCCACAGCUCCAGCUACGUAGCCUACAUGGAGUCCCUCCUUAACUCUGACUUUCCGCCCGAGGAAGGCGAACAAGGCACGGAGCCGAUGUAUUAAAGCUUCGUCCUGCACUACAGGCGAUUCGUCAAUGCUUACAGACUCUAACUUAUCCACUGCAUGUCUCUCUUGUUUCAUUUAUUCGCUGUUGUGCUAUUCUGAGUCUCACUCCUAAGAACCGGCGCGUGCGAGACGCAUGUCAUUUUAGACUACAACUGAAAAGGACCCAGUACAUAGCCUUGGGGGACACCACCCUCUUCCGACCCUUUCAACGAUCCCACGCUUUGUCUCUCUUUCUCGGACAGAGCCACCAUAUGUUUUUUGGAUGGAUAAUAAUUCACUGGAUGUGCCGUUUACUUUAUACAUGAUUUUCUCUAACAAGUACUAAAUAUUUUUCUAAUUCAAGUCAAAAUGUCAUUCUAACCUGUCACGGAUCAACAGUCUUUAUCUGUACAGUUUCAGGUAUUUUUCUCUGUACUCAAGGGUUGUUGGGUCAAAAGAAGGCUUUUAGCUGGGGAAAUGGGAUUUAACGAGUAUUUAAAUGUCUUUUGUCACAUCUAAAUUUAAUAUUUGUAUAAAGAUAUUGCAAUUAUGGCAGCAUCCGAAGCUACGAUUUUCUGUUAGUGUACACAUCUGUGUUACGAUAGAUUCUCAUGUCUUUACGUAUCGAAUAUAAUCAACGAUAAAAUGUUUUUCAGCACCAGAUGCUGCAUUUGUUUUUGUAGCAUACUCUGUAAACGUAGACGAUGAUAUUGAAAUCUAUUCACAUUGUCUGUGUUUAUUAUAAUUACUGUUGUUGCUGUUAUUAUUUCUAUCGAUUUUUAUUUUGGUGAAUCUUUGCAACAUUAUGUAGAAAGAUGGGGGAAAGUUGAAUUUAUAAUUUUUAUCCAAGAGAUUUGAAGGUGCAUAAUUGGAACGUAUAGUCAUAUAGUUAAUAUUAAACAGAUACGCAAACCGCCUUCUCACGGUGCUAUAGAAGUCUUGGACUACUGAGGGGCGCGAUGGGUCACAUGACCCAUGAUGUGUACAUACUACAUACUAGAUGUCCUAAUUAAGAAUCAGCUCCUGUUGGUCCUCAGCGUAACUUACAGAGUACUGUCAGGUCUUUUCAAAUGCCAUGUCACAUUGAAAUAAACGUCAACGGAUUUCGGAUUUAGUUUCCAUUGGCCUACAUUUGUUUUGGCGAGGGGGGGGGGUCUUAUCAGUCUAUCUCAUGAAUAUUAAUUAGGUUCGGCGAGUAGUUCUAUCUGAUUUGCCGCAAGGCAGAAAAGUGGGUGUUAACCAUCCUCUUGCGCGUUUCGUCAGUUCACAGUCAAAGCAAUCAACUUGGUUGAGUCGUUGUUUUCUGCAGUCAACUACAUUUUUUUCUUGUCAGCCAACAAAAUAUGCUAAUUUUCCAAAUGUUGACAUUUCUAAAGGUUUAAUCAUUGCUACACCUCUGGCAAUCACGUACAAAUUGAUCCUAGCUUAGCCCCAACCGUUGACGACAUCUAACGUCGUUUCAAGACUGGACGCAGUGUGUCGAUGGUAUUUGUACUCUUCUGUUCCUGAGGAUUCUGGUUUGUGUUGAGUAAUGUCGCAAAGGGGCGAGUUCAACGAUAUAGCCAACAGAAGUUUGCAUACUCAUGAUGGCAAAUGUUUAUCUGUGCAGAAGUACUAGGAAAGAUUCUAAUAAAAUGUGAAGUGACAUUGUGCUUCGUGUUUGUGUGUUUCGUCAUUUCUGUUUCAGCAGCAAACCGAUG